Molecule: messenger RNA, 2568 nt
Organism: Euleptes europaea (tarantolino)
Lineage: Eukaryota; Metazoa; Chordata; Lepidosauria; Squamata; Sphaerodactylidae
Gene: DDX54
Product: DEAD-box helicase 54
Exons: 20
Coding region: 1-2517 (838 amino acids)
Cellular component (GO): nucleus
Molecular function (GO): RNA helicase activity; RNA binding; ATP binding
Source: RefSeq, a predicted model, not a curated record
AUGGCUCCAGUUCAGAAGGCCUCGGGACGGAGAAGGAAAAGGCAGCGGCGGUAUAAAGAUCAUGAUUUAGACCAGCAACAGGAUUAUGAGAUGCCGGUGCCGACCUUCCCCACAUCUGAUUGUGCUUCUGAUGUGGAACCAGACACCCGGGAAAUGGUUCGGGCCCAGAACAAGAAAAAGAAGAAGUCGGGGGGCUUCCAGUCCAUGGGUUUGAGCUACCCAGUGUUCAAAGGGGUAAUGAAGAAAGGCUACAAGGUGCCUACCCCAAUCCAGAGGAAGGCUAUUCCUCCAAUCCUGGAUGGCAAGGAUGUGGUUGCCAUGGCAAGAACGGGAAGUGGGAAGACAGCCUGUUUCCUCAUUCCCAUGUUCGAGAAGCUGAAGGCUCACAGCGCAAAGACUGGAGCCCGGGCACUCAUCCUGUCGCCCACUCGGGAACUUGCCCUGCAGACUCUGAAGUUCACCAAAGAGCUUGGCCGGUUCACAGGCCUGAAAACUGCCUUGAUUCUUGGAGGAGACAAAAUGGAAGACCAGUUUGCAGCACUGCAUGAAAACCCUGAUAUAAUCAUCGCCACUCCUGGCCGCCUGGUUCACGUGGCCGUAGAGAUGAAACUCAAGCUACAGAGCAUGGAAUACGUGGUGUUUGAUGAAGCAGACAGGCUCUUUGAGAUGGGCUUUGCAGAGCAGUUGCAGGAGAUCCUUGCCCGGCUACCGGAGGGCCGCCAGACGGUGUUGUUCUCUGCCACCCUGCCAAAACUUCUAGUGGAGUUUGCCCGAGCUGGCCUCACAGAACCAGUACUGAUCCGCCUGGAUGUGGAGUCCAAGCUCAGCGAGCAACUGAAGCUCUCCUUCUUUCACGUCCGUGCGGAUGACAAGCCAGCGCUCCUCUUGCAUCUCCUCAGAACAGCGGUGAGACCCCAGGACCAGACCAUCGUGUUCGUGGCCACCAAACACCACACAGAGUAUCUAAAAGAGCUGUUGACAGCUCAGGGUGUGGACUGCACACACAUCUACAGCUCUCUGGACCAGACAGCCCGCAAGAUUAACAUUGGCAAAUUCACCCACGGCAAGUGCUCUGUGCUGAUCGUCACCGACCUGGCUGCCCGUGGGAUUGACAUCCCCUUGCUGGACAACGUGAUCAACUACAGCUUCCCUGCCAAGGCCAAGCUUUUCCUGCACCGUGUGGGCAGAGUGGCACGUGCUGGGAGGAGUGGAACAGCCUACUCUUUGGUGGCACCGGAUGAGACUCCGUAUGUCUUUGAUUUGCACCUGUUUCUAGGCCGUCCCCUUAUCCUUGCCAGUCCCCACAAGAAACCCACAGAUACAGACGGCGUCUUUGGUCGUGUGCCCCAGAACAUCAUUGACGACGAGGAGAGUCUGCUGCAGACGGACCACGAGCGCUCGCUGGAGCUGCAGAGCCUGCGUCGAGUGUCCGACAACGCUCAGAAGCAGUACCUGAAGUCCCGGCCGGGUCCGUCGCCGGAAUCCAUCAAGAGGGUCAAAGAAAUGGACUUCUCCCUUCUGGGCAUUCAUCCUCUCUUUAGUUUGCGCUUUGAGGGGGAUGAGAUAGAGCGGCUCAAAUUUGUGGAUAGCAUCAAAACGUACCGUUCCAAGGCAACUAUCUUUGAAAUUAACGCCACCAACAAGACUCUGGCCAGCGACAUCAUGCGAGCCAAACGGAACCACGACUGGCAGCUCAUCGACCGGCACCAAAGGAAGCAGCAAGAGAGAUUGGCCUUGGCAGCAGAGAAGGUCCAAGAUCCAGCUGUGCUAGUUGCUGCUGAGCAAGAUUCCGAGGAGGGGGAAGAAAUGCUUCAGGAUGUCUUCUCCACCGUGGUUGGAAGGAAGCGGAAGCAGCCCCAGAUGGGAAGAGGCACAGGGAAAAAGAGGAAACAGGCGACGCAGAGAGACGAGGAAUUCUACAUCCCUUACCGGCCAAAGGACUUUGAUUCUGAGCGUGGGCUCAGCAUCGGCGGGGAAGGCAGUGCAUUUGAGCAGCAGGCUUCGGGUGCCGUCCUCGACCUUAUGGGUGACGAAAAUCGGAACAUGAACACAAGCAAGCAACUCCUGAAGUGGGAUCGGAAGAGGAAGCGGUUUGUGAGGCAGAUGGGCCAGGAGAACAAGAGGAAAAUCCGAACCGAGAGCGGGGCAUACAUCAGCAGCUCAUACAAAAACAACCUUUACGAGAAAUGGAAAAAGAGAAACAGGAUCGAUGAACGGGGUUCGGACUCAGAGGCUGAAGGAGAGAACAGAAGUGGAAAGAAACAGAAAGGCAGAGGGGCACGCCCUGCGCCUUCCUUCCAAGGCCGCCGUGGCUCCCAGCAGACUCAGGCCCGCUCUGAGCUGAGAACCAAGCAGCAGAUCCUCAAACGUCGGAAGAAAGAGGAAAAGCAGCACUUCCUGCAGAGCGGGGGUCUCAAACGCUUGAAGUCCCGCAGCCGUCAGCACGUCCAAGACCUCCGCCGGAGCGCUUUUGGGCGCGGAAGCUUCAAAAAGGGCAAGCUGCGGAAGAAGAUGUAGGGGUGUGAUGAGGGGACAGAAGGCUUUCCGCACCUGUUUCGUUGUUUGCAA